AUGGAGCAGCCACCUGCUAAGAAGAGGCGGCUGCUGGAAAUGGGCGAUGACAUCGAGCCCAUGGAGGUGGACCCGCCUGGCAGCGAUACAGAGCCCAUGGAGUGGAUCCACCUCCAUCGGAGCAGCCCGGUCAUCACUCGGUUGCUGCCAGGCCGAUCAGAAGGAGAUCACGCCCCACAUUUCAUCGCAGGGGCACCAGGAUCCGUCCACCUCUCGCGAGACGGCCGCCUCGGUGCUGGCGCUGAUCCUCCCGUCCUCCAAGACUCCUAUGAGCCCUUCCUUCCUGUUCCCCUCCCUCGUCCCUUCCCAAGCCCCCUCAUCUCUUCUUCACCAAGUCCUGAGGAAGAGGGCAGGGCAGGGACUGCCAUCCUCAGAGCUGCUGUGCCGGGGCAGCGGGAUGAGUACAGCAGAGGGACCGCAAACAUCGCAGGGCACGAGGAUCCUGUAAGUUUACCCUCAGCCAUGAGAGCCCAGCUCAGGGCCAUCCCGCAGGUUCACACAGAGCCUCCAGUUCCUGAUCAUCCUUCUCUUGACAGCCAAGGCUCCCGUGAGCCCAUCCUUCCUGUCCCCCUCCCUCACCCCUGCCCAGGGCGGGAGGAGAAGCCAAAGGGACAGAGGCAGCUGCUCCUGGGGAGAACCAGGCUUUGGUUCAGACAGGAAGAAGUGCUGAACUGCAGCAAGAAGGUCCGGUCCAGAUGCUUCGUUUGGACUGUUCUUUCAAGACUGGACAAUCAACAAUUUAAAACAACAAUACAAAAUAAUAAAAAUUCAAAAACUGCAAAACAAAAUAAACACAUUUUCUUCUUUCAAAAAGUAAAGCAAUAACUGUCUCUCUGCUUUAGGAACCUUAGAGUUUGCACGUAGGUUCCCACGUCCCCUCCUUGUCUCCCGCACACAGGAACGUACCCCAAAGCAGGACACGCUGCCCUCAUUUAAGCCCAAGGGCCAAUCACCGCACUGCACACACCACUGAGGCUGUCCCCUUGCCCUGCCUCAGCACCCUCUGCUACAUGGUGGGGAUAUUUCACACACACCUCAUCAAGAACACAGGAAAAUGCCCAUUUUUACGCUUGAACCAAAGAAUCAUAAAACUCACAGUGUUUCUCUUCCUCUUAACAACUGACUGGUAAAUGAACCAAGAGGUGCUUGAACUGAAAACAAGAAUUGGCAUUUGUCAGGACAAACACAGAACUAAAACAAAACAUUCUGGUUUCAAUUAAUGACAGCCCCUCCCUGGGUGGCAGUCAGAAGUCCCCUGCCCUGCGCCAUCAUGGCAGCAGCUCUGCCCCGCCAAGCACCCUGGCCCGGCCCAACAACAACCGCACAGCUGUGCGUGGUCAGUGCUGUACAGGCUGACACCAGGACACAGGGAGCACACAGCGCAGUGCUGACUCAAGUGACAGCAAAGAAUUGUGUGCAGUUUGAUACACUGGCUGAACACAGUCCUGUGAACAGUGAAAAAUAUGCCGCUGUGCUUUCCACUCUGAGAAUGGAAUCUGAGAAUAGGUUGCAAGAUUGUUGAAAAAAUAAUGAACUUCUUGUAUAUCUGUGAAUCUAUUUCAGAUAACAUAAAUUUGUGUGAAUUUUCAAAUGCAAUGUAUUGUGCUGAAACCAGGUACUGAACUAAAAGAUCUGAUUGUAUCUCUCUUAACAAACUUUUAGAAGCACCAUUUGACCAGAAAUAUCCCUCGCUACACAGGAACGCCUUACUCAUAGCCAUCACUUUCUGGCCACACGUACUUUUGUGAACAACUGCUUUCAAGGAUGAAGCACACAAAGUGUAGAAUUUCAUCAAAAAUCUCUGACAAACACCUUGAGAACUUGCUAAGAAUUGCAGCCACUGAUAUCAAACCAGACUGGGGCCUUAGUUUCACAAAAACAAGGUCAAAUACCCCACUGGUUUUAUGUUUCUGGGGCUCUUUUGUUGCAGUUUGAAUAACAACAUUUUAAAGAUUGAAGUAAGUUUUGUUAUUUACAUCUGCUGAGGGCUGCUCCAAAAGUAAUGCCUCCUAUUUGAUUACGCUGGCCCACAACAUCAGAAGUGGAUGCUGACGGUAUGGCAGUAGGGGUUGAACCUUUCCACCAGUAUCCCAUCACAUGUUGGUGCCGCGGGACAGAUGAUAGCAGAGGGGCGGUCUGACAAAAUGGCAUCUGAAAUGGAAGUGCGUCUGAAGCAAAGGCGUGCCAUUGAGCAAAAAUGGCACCCAGUGCCAUUCACUGACGUUCACUGAGCGUUUACGGAGACCCAGCAGUGGAUGCGAGCACAGUGAGGCAGUGGGUGGUGCGUUUCAGCAGUGGCUACAGUGGGCCACCUCCGCAGGUGCAGAUCUUCACAAGCACAGCAUGCAGGCUCAUGGCUUUUUGCCAGUGAAAAUGCAUAGGCCAACGGUGGUGACUAUGCUGAAAAGUAGUGUUUUCUAGCUGAGAAUGUGUUCUAUUAAACAGUGCUAUUGUUCUCUUCUUAUCAGUUGUCGUUUCCAUGGAAAUAAACAGGAGGCAUUACUUACAGAGCAACCUAUAUAUAUGCCCUGUAUAUGUACCUGUGCAUAAGCACUAGCUACAGUAGGAUUCACUAUUAUCUAACAGGAUGGAAGAAGUGUACGCUUAGUCUUAUUCUUCUUCUAGCAUGUUCUUCCUUAAAGGCCGCCGCGUGCUUCGGCCGUACUACACUCUAUCCAGUGCCCAUAUGCUAAGGUAUCUCCUCACCAGAUCAAGAGCAUUACAGGUUGGGUUGGCAGCUGUAGCACAGUUUGAUGGGAACACUCCUCUGUUUUAGCACCAUGAGAGAAAGCUGAGAAGGGCUUUUGAAACAGUAACUUCUGAAACAACCAAAAUCUGUGGUAAAGGAAUAUGAAUACUCCCGCGCAAAGUCUCCCUAGCUACUUUACUUGAAAUAGUAGGAAUUGAAAAGAGAAAGACUUAAAUCUUUAAUUUCCUCAUGCCUUAUAAAUCUAUGAGCCAUAAAGAAAAAAAAAACUCAUCUUUUAUAGGAAAAGUUUUAAUUUCUUUAUUCAUUGUACCCUGCCUGAAUGCAGACAUGAUUUUUGGCAUUACACUUCACUUCAGCUGCUUGGGCUACCCUCAAAAAAAAAAAAAAAGAUUAAAAAAAAGCUACCUGUUCUAGUAUUUCCUUGAAGUACAAACUCAUGUUAUUUAC
Messenger RNA from Numida meleagris (helmeted guineafowl), 3157 nucleotides. RefSeq lists its product as uncharacterized. The record is from RefSeq and is a predicted model, not a curated record. The transcript has 3 exons. The coding region runs from base 1 to 825 and encodes 274 amino acids. Lineage: Eukaryota; Metazoa; Chordata; Aves; Galliformes; Numididae.